AUGGGUUAUGGUUAUGAAGAAGCAUGCAGCAGCAUGAGUUGUUCAGAUGAAUGCACAACGAAAGCUCAAGAUACCGAGGAACAGCUGUCCGCAGGCAGGACAGACUUUCACUCUCAAUGGAAGCCUUUUGUGUCACAUGAGAAACCCUACGAAGAAAAACCCUUUCACUUUCUGAGUCACUUGAGAAUUCACGAUGAAGAGCGACCGUUUGCUUGUCCUCAGUGCGGCAAGAGCUUCAGACGCAAAGGAAACCUUCUGGGUCACAUGAGAACUCACAAGAGAGAGAGUCCUUACUCGUGUCCUCAGUGUGGGAAGAGUUUCAGACAGGAAGGAAACCUGAAGAGACACCCGAGAAUCCACAGCAGAGAGAAACCCUUCACCUGCCUGAGCGUGAACAGGAGGAUUCACUCCGGAGAGGAGCUGUGA
This is a messenger RNA of Onychostoma macrolepis, 426 nucleotides long. Its product is annotated as gastrula zinc finger protein XlCGF9.1-like. Gene Ontology annotation, molecular function: RNA polymerase II cis-regulatory region sequence-specific DNA binding; DNA-binding transcription factor activity. The record is from RefSeq and is a predicted model, not a curated record. The transcript has 2 exons. Lineage: Eukaryota; Metazoa; Chordata; Actinopteri; Cypriniformes; Cyprinidae. Gene Ontology annotation, biological process: regulation of transcription by RNA polymerase II. The coding region runs from base 1 to 426 and encodes 141 amino acids.